AUGAAUUUCCACCUCUCGGCAUUAGAGAGGCAAAUCUUUGACUUCCUUGGCUUCCAGUGGGCACCAAUUCUUGGAAAUUUUCUACAUAUAAUAGUCGUCAUAUUGGGUUUGUUUGGAACCAUUCAGUACAGACCUCGAUAUAUCGUGGUGUACACAGUAUGGAGUGCCCUCUGGGUCACCUGGAAUGUGUUCAUUAUCUGCUUUUAUUUGGAAGUAGGUGGGCUCUCUAAGGACACAGAUCUGAUGACAUUCAACAUUUCUGUACACCGGUCGUGGUGGCGGGAACACGGGCCUGGCUGUGUCCGAAGAGUGCUGCCUCCGUCAGCCCACGGCAUGAUGGACGACUACACGUAUGUCUCCGUCACAGGCUGCAUCGUCGACUUCCAGUACCUAGAGGUCAUCCACAGCGCUGUCCAGAUACUUCUCUCUUUGGUUGGUUUUGUGUAUGCCUGUUAUGUGAUCAGUAUUUUCAUGGAAGAAGAGGACACCUUUGAUUUCAUAGGUGGACUUGAUGUACACUCCUACUACCAGGAUCAUGUUGAGUUAAAGCCUGUUAACCUGUCGAAAUAAGUAAUGACACUGACUCUGAAACACGGCUGCUGAACUUGAGUUAGGAAGCAAAGCACCACCGAGAGCACCUCUCUGCAGUGACACGCCUCACUUCCUCCCAGAGGACGGACUGCGCCUCCCCACUUCCCCACGAAUCACGGAUUUCUUGGGUCACAGCCUAUGUAUUAUUAGCAUUGUUCGCUAGACAAGUUGUAGGUGACCGGGUGGGUAUUUUUUAAGUCAUUUUCUUCUUAUAUGAAUACUUGUAAAUUAUUUUUAAAAAUUGGUCUUUCAUUUUUAACAAUAUUUAAUGUGAGGCAUGCAAAACAAAAACAUUUUGUGAAAACCUUUUACAGUCAAUUCUAAGAGAAGUAACUGGCUUUUGUAUUGAGGUGGUAAAUCUGUAUUGCUGAUGACCUCAGUGAUCCAAUGCCUGAUGGAGUUUGCAUUAACAGACAUUACCAGGGGCUACCCAAUGUGAGGCUAGAUGCGGUGACAGCUGACAAAUGGGUACAAACAGUGGAUCCAGCUUUCGGACCGACCGUGGGUCAUUUUUUCAACACCACAAGACAAAACACGAAGUCCGCCUUUGUUCUCAACUUUCCCAAAUGCAGAACAACAUUCCGUCAAUCUCAACUCUCAGAUUCAUGCAUAUCAUCUUGUUCUUCCUGUGUUCUGAAAAGAACAUACCA
This is a messenger RNA of Suricata suricatta (meerkat), 1241 nucleotides long. It is a transcript of the gene NKAIN3, whose product is annotated as sodium/potassium transporting ATPase interacting 3. Gene Ontology annotation, biological process: regulation of sodium ion transport. The coding region runs from base 1 to 570 and encodes 189 amino acids. The record is from RefSeq and is a predicted model, not a curated record. The transcript is spliced from 7 exons. NCBI's taxonomy places the organism in Eukaryota, Metazoa, Chordata, Mammalia, Carnivora, Herpestidae.